CGCUCGUCGCGCCACAACGCACACAAAAUGCAUCGCUCCUCCUCCUCCGCAAACAAAAUCUCUCUCUCUCUCUCUCUCUCUCUCUCUCUCUCUCUCUCUCUCUCUCUCUCUCUCCCCCCCGACCCUUCGCCGAUCCCUCUCCUCCUCCCCUCGUCGCCGCCGAUGCCGAGCUCGCUCCUCGCCCCGGCCCAGAGCCGCGCCGCCGCGGCGCUCCUCGCCCUCGCACUCGGCCAGGCCCAGCUCGACCACUCCCGCCCCCGCAACUCUGCCGCCGAUGACGGCGGCGGCGGCGGCGGUGGUGACCCCUCCGAUCUCUGGACUCAUGAGUCCCACGCCCUGCUACGCCCCGUUUUCCACCACCUCGGGAUCGAUCCCGAUUCCUGGGCGGCAAUCGAGGAGACCGCGGCGUCGAGUUGCCCUAGGGAUCGAAUCGCGGAGUUCUUGAAGAUAAUCUUUGACAACAACGAAACUUCUUCAGAGAGAUCAGAGGAAGAGCUUGCAUUGUCAAAAGCUAUCGAUUCAAUUGUCGCAAGCUUGAAAACGGCUUCCGGUUCAACUGAGGUUGCCAAGGAAGAGCAAAGUGAACAUAAAGAUAACUCUGAUAAAAGAUUUACUUCUGAUAUGGUGCAUAAAAUUUCUGAAUUGACAUCUAGUACGUCAGAAAUCAUUGGACAAUUAUCUGAUGACAGAUCCAUGUUAUCUAUGUCUGCUGAAAUGUUUGAUUUAACAAAGAUAAAAGUGUUUUUCGGACAAGAGGCGGCAAUUAACAAAUCGACUGUUCUAUUGGAUAACAAGUCAAUUAUAGUGGAUUUUCCGGUCAGUGAUCAACGGAAAUUGGGCUUUCUUUAUGAACUUCUUUCUGCUUGCGUGGCUGAUAUACCUGAUGAUGAUAAAAAGAGUUCUCAACACAGAAAGGGAUACGAUGCUCGUCACCGCAUUGCUCUAAGAAUUUUGGCUGGGUGGCUUGAUGUCCAAUGGAUAAAUGUGGAAGCCAUGGAGAUAAUGCUUGCUUGCUCUGCAAUAGCUGCAGCAAAAGAGGCAUUGCAGUCCGAAGGCUGUCAAUCAGAAGAAAGUAGCUGGUCUAGAUGGAAGCGUGGUGGCAUCAUUGGUGCUGCGGCAUUGACAGGAGGAGCCAUGUUAGCAAUUUCUGGAGGUCUUGCUGCUCCAGCAAUUGCCGCAGGAUUUAGUGCACUAGCUCCCACUUUAGGAACCCUAGUCCCAUUUAUUGGAGCUGGUGGAUUUGCAACAGCCGCAGGUGCUGCAGGAUCAGUUACUGGCUCUGUAGCUGUUGCUGCAUCAUUUGGAGCUGCUGGAGCUGGACUUUCAGGGACCAAAAUGGCUAAAAGAAUUGGAAGCAUUGAAGAGUUUGAGUUCAAAAACAUUGGAGAAAACCACAACCAGGGUCGCCUAGCAGUUAGUAUUUUUGUUUCUGGGUUUGUCUGUGAGGAGAAAGACUACGUAGACCCCUGGGAACAAAUUGAGGUUAACUCUGAGAGGUAUGCUCUUCAGUGGGAAUCGAAGAAUUUGAUUGCACUAAGCACUGCGACCCAAGAAUGGUUCACUUCAACACUCACUACGGAGUUAAUGAGGCAAGGAGCCAUGAUGACUGUGUUAAGCACUCUCGUGUCUGCAAUAGCUUGGCCAACGGCAUUACUUUCAGCUACUGAUUUCAUCGAUAGCAAAUGGUCGAUUGCUAUUGAUAGAUCAGAUAAAGCAGGGAAGCUUCUUGCUGAAGCUCUUUUGAAGGGUUUACAGGGUAACAGGCCAGUGACGCUUGUUGGCUUUUCACUAGGAGCACGAGUUAUAUUUGAAUGUCUGCAACAGUUAGCUAAAUCAAAAGAUAAUGAGGGAAUUAUAGAGAAGGUUGUUCUUUUAGGUGCACCAAUACCACUGAAAGCCGACCAAUGGGAGAGUGCAAGAAAGAUAGUUGCUGGGAAGUUUGUGAACGUUUUCUCGACGAAUGACUGGAUACUUGGGCUAACUUUUCGCGCAAGUCUGAUGACCCAAGGUUUGGCUGGAAUUCAAGCAGUCGAAGUCCCUGGGGUAGAAAAUGUUGAUGUUUCUAAUUUGGUCGACGGUCAUUCUGCGUACCUUCAAGCUGCCAGCAAAAUCCUCCAACAACUUGCAUCGUAAGAAUGGUAUUUUUCUCCAUCCUCUGGUGUUACAAAAAAGCUCAGUUUCCGAGUCUCCAUAGGUGAUGUUUCUCCAAAAUUCAGAGGUCUUCUUGAUUAAUUGUAUAUUGUGUUUCCAAUUCAGGCACAAUAAAAAUGCUAGACCUUUUGAGUUCUAGUUAGUUUGGCGACAGUGUACAUCUUUAUGAAGCUUGUAAAGAUCCUUUACUAUGGCAGCUAAACCAAUAUUGUUCUGAA
This is a messenger RNA of Ananas comosus (pineapple), 2369 nucleotides long. RefSeq names its product transmembrane and coiled-coil domain-containing protein 4-like. The record is from RefSeq and is a predicted model, not a curated record. Lineage: Eukaryota; Viridiplantae; Streptophyta; Magnoliopsida; Poales; Bromeliaceae. The transcript is spliced from 14 exons. Bases 28 to 2133 code for a protein of 701 amino acids.